Messenger RNA from Cyphellophora europaea CBS 101466, 1008 nucleotides. RefSeq lists its product as uncharacterized. Gene Ontology annotation, biological process: post-translational protein targeting to endoplasmic reticulum membrane. Gene Ontology annotation, cellular component: TRC complex; membrane. The coding region runs from base 1 to 1008 and encodes 335 amino acids. The transcript has 2 exons. The record is from RefSeq and is a predicted model, not a curated record. Gene Ontology annotation, molecular function: protein binding; molecular adaptor activity. Lineage: Eukaryota; Fungi; Ascomycota; Eurotiomycetes; Chaetothyriales; Cyphellophoraceae.
AUGUCACUCCCAGACUCGAAAAAGAGGCUAGCCCUCUCCAUCAUCGACUUCCUCUCUACAUCCCUCAAAGACGGUACACUGACCGCGGACGAUGCCGAGAAUGUCGAGUUUGCCACCAACUGUAUCGCGGAUGCCUUCAAGGUCGAUCCCACCGACAAGGCCGCGGUUUCAGAAGCCGUCGGGGCCCAGUCUCUGUUCAAUAUCUUUUCCGUCUACGAAAAACUGAAGGAUCCAGCGGGAACGGCAGCUGCUUCGUCAACAGGACCGACCACCGGUGCCAGCCCCUCGACACCGGAGGCGGAGAAGCUCAAAUCCGCUGGCAAUGCCGCUAUGCAACAGAAAGACUACAAGACUGCGAUUGACAAGUACACCCAAGCCAUUGCGUUGUCGCCGACCAAUCCCAUCUACCUGUCCAACCGUGCGGCUGCUUACUCGGCCUCGGGCGACCAUGCUGCCGCUGUCAAGGAUGCCGAGAUCGCCGUGGUUGCGGACCCGAAGUACACCAAGGCAUGGUCACGUCUGGGUCUUGCCCGUUUCGCGAUGGGUGAUGCGCGGGGUUCGGUGGACGCUUACGAAAAGGGCAUUGAGCAUGAGGGCAAUGGUGGCAGUGAGGCCAUGAAAAGGGGACUGGAGACCGCGAAGAAAGAACUUAGCCGCAUGGAGGCAGAGGAAGACAACAUGCCUGCUGAGGGCGUGGAUGAUGCACCAGGCAAUACCCGUGGAGGCGCGCCGGGAGGCAUGCCCGAUCUCUCGGGGCUAGCCAGCAUGCUGGGCGGCGGUGGCGGUGGUGGAGGUAUGCCAGACUUGGGAGGUCUCAUGAACAACCCGAUGUUCGCGGGAAUGGCCCGCAACAUUAUGCAGAAUCCCGACGCGCUCGGCAGCAUCAUGCAGAAUCCCAUGGUUCAAAACAUGCUGAACCAAAGAAGGGAAGGUGGCGGUGGAGGUGGGAUGCCAGACAUGAGCCAGAUCCAGCAGAUGAUGCAAGAUCCCGCCAUGCAGAACCUGUGA